AUGUAUACGGAGAAGCCGAGCCCGCUCUAUAAUGUGCGGCUUACUCUUGCCGGGAUCAAUAUCCAUUCAAGCGCUCCGAGUUUGCAGGUUGAAAACUCUUUUGCUGAUAUGGAUCUUGGUGUGGGUGUUAUUCAGAUAAAUCUUGAUAACUCUGAUGACCUUGGACUACCACAACUUGAUGUCAGCUUUUCAAGAAUCCUUUUUGAUUUAAGGCGACGUGAAAGUGGGCAGAUACAAUCUUUUGGGACCCUAGAUCUCAGUGCACAGCUUUCUGGGACGUCAAGGAAAACCGACAAAGAUGGGGUUGUUCGCUAUUAUCAUCUUUCCAGCAGAUGCUUCCACAUUGCGUUGUCCGCUGAGACAGCGUCAAUGAUGGUUGAUAUCGCUGCGCAUUUACAGGAACGGUUCAAAACGCUUGAUAUGUCCCAGGAUAUCAAGCAAUUGCGAAAGCUGCGUCGAAUUAGAUCAAGAGGCAAAGAUCCGGCGUCUCAAAUCCCUACGAUCAAUGUGGACGAACCCUCUGCUCGGAAAGAUCUUUUUGACGCGAUUUAUUCUGUCGACUUGUCAAGCAUACAACUAAGCUGGCUAGUAUCUACCUUUGCAAAGCCACCCCAAGGAAAAGAGCUAGAAGACCUUGUUUUCUCAGUUAGUAGAAUUGAACUAGCUACUGGAAGACAAAGUGCGGCGCGGUUGCGAAUUGAAGAAAUGCAAUUGCAGAUGGUGCCACAAUGUGACGACAAACAAAACCGAUCUCAGAAUUCUGCACUCCUACCUGAAGCUGUUUUCGAUGUUGGAUACCUGGCUUCUGGGAGUGAACGCAGACUUUCGUUUCAAGCAGCCGGUAAAAUGUUGGAUAUCCGGGUGACCUCGGAUUUUAUCCUUCCCGCGAGUAUUCUCCAGCGAUCCUUAGCGUCGGCUAGUGAGAGUCUUCGGGAGGCCAAGCUUAGAUGGCGAAAGGAGAUGCCAUCAGAGCAGGAAAAGAAAGCAAUCGGCCCAAAUAUUAAUCAAUUGACGUCUCUCCUUGUCGAUGCCGAUUUUGCCGGUGCAGUAGUCAGCUUGCAAGGUAGACAUGGUCCGCGAGAAGAGGGUGCCGGGACAACUGCGAGUUUUAACCUGGAGUCAAGCGGAGCUCAUGGUGCCCAUUACUUCCCACAAGACACAAUAUCGAUCGCGACAUUGCGUGCUCCAGGCGUUGCAAUUAAAGUCCAAUUCGAAGAUAAGGACGGGAAAGAUCCCAUGCUCAACGCUGAAGUUAAAGUUGCCGCGUCCACGAACGUUCUUCAUCCAACUGUUGUGCCGCUCAUCACAGAGAUUACAUCGAGUGUAAAGGAGGUUGGGUUGCGGAUUUGCAAGCAGGAAUUUACCCUUAGCUGCCAGCCAAUUGCUCGUGUGGCAGCAACGGCUCGUUUUGAGGAUAGUUAUAUUACGGUAAACACGGUUCAAUCUGCGGAGCAGAGAAGAUUCUUUGCCAUUUUGGUGGCAUUUAACAAAUUGCAGGCUUCCAUCAAGCACGUUUACUCUAGCGAAUCUACCGCCAACUUUGAUAUCGAUUCUAUUGUCGUGUCACUGAUGAACAGCAAACAUGUCAGUUCAAGCAAUGGGAUUUCGGCUAUUCUUAGAAUCAACCCAGCGCGCGUGCAUAUUAAUGCCAAACAAGUUCAAGACUUUCUCCUAUUCCACGAAAUCUGGAUGCCUCCGGAUGACCCAUCUAAUGCUCAAAAAGCCAAACCACCAUCUCUCGACAGUCAGGCAUAUCUUGUGCAGCAAUACCAACAGAUGGCGUCGGCUGAAGCUUUCCCAUGGAAUUCGACAAUUGCAAUCGAGCAGUUAGACGUUCAAAUUGACUUGGGCCAAACAUUGGGAAAGUCGCAGUUUGCAACCAAGAACCUCUGGCUUUCUUCGAAGAAGAAUUCUGAUUGGGAACAAAACCUCUGUGUCGGUUUUGAAACCAUGAGUAUACAAAAUACUGGGCGCCUGGGCGGCCUUGUUGAGCUCUUUGACUUCAAGAUUCGUACAUCCAUUGAAUGGAUGGAUGGCCAUCACUCGGAAUAUCACACUCCGCUGAUCCAAGCGGCAAUUGGUUUCGGCCGCCUGCAGUCGAAGGUAUCAUUUGAGUAUCAGCCGUUUUUGGUGGCAAACGUGAGUUCGUUUGAAUUUUUGAUGUAUAAUGUUCGCGACGCAUCGAAAACACACAGCGACCGCCUCGUGAGCUUCCUCGAGGGUGGAAAGCUUCAUGUUUACUGCACGACUUUAACCGCUUCUCAAGGGCUGGCACUCUUUCAGACCCUACAACGAUUGGUACAGGACAAGCAAGCGGCAUAUGAAGCUUCAUUGAAGGAAAUCGAGGGUUUUAUACGGCGGAGAUCGAUUUUGGGUUUCCCUGAGGCCGAGGAGGCGUCCGCCGCCAGGAGUGACCCUGACGAAAUCAAGAUGCCCAUAUCCCUCCAAACAAAAGUUGUUGUGAGCUUACAAGAAGUAAAAAUAGGUGCAUUCCCAAGCACUUUCCAGGAUAACCAAAUAUUUAAGCUUGAGGCUCUCGGUGCUGAGGCACAGUUUUCUGUUGCCAUUCAAUCCGGGAAAAUACACGGCGGUUUGGGCCUGACGCUUGGGCAACUGCGCAUAGCCCUCUCCAGCGUUAAUCGCCCCACUGAGGUCAUACCUGGAGAAUUCUCUGUUGACGAAACCGUCAGCCGUGCGGUUGGCUCACGCGGGGGAACUAUCUUGAAAGUGCCACGCCUCGUGGCGACAAUGGAAACCUGGCAAAUCCCGACGUCGAACCACAUCGACUACAUAUUCAAAAGCUCUUUCGAAGGCAAGGUCGAUGUGGGCUGGAACUACUCGCGCAUCGCAUUUAUCCGCGGCAUGUGGGAUACCCAUUCCCGGGCGCUUGCGAAUCGGCUGGGCAAGCCGCUUCCGCAAGCUGCGGUUCAGAUUACUGGGGCCCCCAAUGGCGAAGACGGAGAGUAUAGCGGCCAAGAGAAGAUCACGGCUGUUGUGAAUGUCCCGCAAUCGAGAUACACGUAUACCGCGCUGGAGACGCCUGUGAUCGAGACGCCUCAGCUGCGUGAUAUGGGGGAAGCGACUCCGCCGUUGGAAUGGAUUGGAUUACAUAGGGACAAGCUUCCCAACAUCACGCAUCAGAUUAUCAUUGUUACCUUGAUGGAAGUGGUAAAGGACGUGGAAGAUGCGUACUUUAAGAUCCUGGGUUCAUAG
Uncinocarpus reesii 1704 is the source of this 3213-nucleotide messenger RNA. RefSeq lists its product as uncharacterized. The record is from RefSeq and is a predicted model, not a curated record. NCBI's taxonomy places the organism in Eukaryota, Fungi, Ascomycota, Eurotiomycetes, Onygenales, Onygenaceae. The coding region runs from base 1 to 3213 and encodes 1070 amino acids. The transcript has 2 exons. Gene Ontology annotation, cellular component: membrane. Gene Ontology annotation, biological process: fermentation.